AUGGACGAGCCCGGAUUUAUCGCAGCUGUGGAGGAGGCAAAGCUUGGCUACGCCGAGGGCGGCGUUCCGAUUGGCGCCUGUCUAGUAUCCAAGGACGGCAAGAUCUUGGGCCGAGGCCAUAAUAUGCGCGUGCAGAAGGGUAGCCCCGUGCUGCAUGCUGAGAUGUCUGCGCUCGACAACUCUGGCCGUCUUCCUGCCUCCGCCUAUGAGGGCGCUACUAUGUACACUACCCUCUCGCCAUGUGAUAUGUGCACCGGCGCAUGCCUUCUCUACAAGGUGAAACGUGUGGUCAUUGGUGAAAAUUUGAACUUCAUGGGUGGAGAAGAGCUCCUCAAGAACCGCGGCAAGGAAGUUGUUGUCGUGGAUAAUCAGGAGUGCAAGGACUUGAUGGCCAAGUUUAUGAAGGAGAAGCCGGAGCUUUGGAACGAGGACAUCGCUGUUUGA
Messenger RNA from Penicillium maclennaniae, 444 nucleotides. Its product is annotated as cytosine deaminase. The coding region runs from base 1 to 444 and encodes 147 amino acids. Lineage: Eukaryota; Fungi; Ascomycota; Eurotiomycetes; Eurotiales; Aspergillaceae. Gene Ontology annotation, molecular function: diaminohydroxyphosphoribosylaminopyrimidine deaminase activity. Gene Ontology annotation, cellular component: cytoplasm; nucleus. The transcript is spliced from 3 exons. The record is from RefSeq and is a predicted model, not a curated record.